AUGCAUCCACAGUUAGAUAAGAAUAGAUUUGACACAUGCGAAAAGCUAAUGGACGCCCUUGAGGAGUGCCAUCGACGUGAAUUUAUCAAACAGUGUCUUGGUCUCUGCAACUAUGAAAAGGACCAGUUGGCACAAUGUUUACAUUACACUCGUGUUGGAGACUCAAAGGAAAGAAUAAAGGAGAGCCGUCAAAGGCAAAAGAAAUGGGAAGAAGCGAAAAGAAAAAGAGAGGAGGAAGAGUAUGGCAAAAACGGAUACUUGAAAAAGGUUAUUGAGUUGGAAAUGCAGAAAAAGAAAAAUAAUGAGUAA
Lodderomyces elongisporus is the source of this 309-nucleotide messenger RNA. RefSeq lists its product as uncharacterized. The record is from RefSeq and is a predicted model, not a curated record. The coding region runs from base 1 to 309 and encodes 102 amino acids. The transcript has a single exon. NCBI's taxonomy places the organism in Eukaryota, Fungi, Ascomycota, Pichiomycetes, Serinales, Debaryomycetaceae.